GAGACCCGAAACUAGACCAGAAUUUUUAAGGUAUUCUGGGUUAAAAUUUAAUUUUGUGUGUGAUAUUUUUUAAUCCAAAUUGGUGUGAUUAUAUUGUGUAUGAAAAAGAAUACGUACCAUAAAAUAUGAAGAUAUUUACAUCAACUGUAGUACUACUCAUCUUGAGCUACUCAUCACACCAUGUUCAUGCAUACUAUGACCCAGACAUACAUCCUAGUCCAAUUAAAUGUGGUACUGUAUUACAAGCUAAUGCCCAAAAAGCCUAUGUAUCUUCAUUAGAUGCAUAUUCAACUGGUCCAGCAAUUUCAACCUACAGUGCAUCACCAGCAAUUUCAACAUAUAGCGCAUCCCCUGCUUAUAGUUCAUAUCAAGCUAGUCCUGCAAUUAGCAGCUAUUCAGUAACACCUGGUGUUAAAGUAUCCUCAUAUACCCCAGGAUACUCACAAAUCAGUGUCGCACAACCUAAAUUGGUUGCUGGAUAUUCAUCACCAGCAAUUGCUACAGGAUAUUCAUCAGGAUAUGCAACAAAAAUUGCUGCUUCUUAUGCAGCACCAGCUGUAGCUAAAGUAGCUACUGCACCCGCUCUUGUACAAUCGUAUGCUGCUCCAGCUGUAUAUCAAUCGUAUGCUGCACCAGCUGUAGCUAAAGUAGUUUCACAACCCGCAGUUGUAUCUUCUUACUCUUCUGGAGCUUCAUAUUCUAGCUAUGCUGCCCCAGCUAUUGCGAAAGUAGCUGCUGCACCAGCUGUGUAUCAAUCUUACGCUGCACCAGCCGUAGCUAAAGUAGUUGCACAACCCGCAGUUUAUUCGUCAUACUCCUCUGGUUACGCUGCACCAGCAGUUGCAAAAGUUGCUGCUCCAGCAGUUUCAUACGCUGUAAACCCACUUCAAUACUCAGCUGCACCAGCUGUAUCAUCUAGUUAUAUUAGCUCUAGCUCAUCCAAAUUAGUGUCCUCACCAGCUUAUUAUCAAUCUUAUGCUGCACCAGCAGUAGCUAAAGUAGUUUCACAACCAGCUGUAUACCAAUCCUAUGCUGCACCAGCUGUAGCUAAAGUAGUUUCCCAACCAGCUGUAUACCAAUCCUAUGCUGCACCAGCUGUAGCUAAAGUAGUUUCACAACCAGCUGUAUACCAAUCCUAUGCUGCACCAGCUGUAGCUAAAGUAGUUUCCCAACCAGCUGUUGUUUCAUCCUAUUCAUCAGGAGCUCUUUACUCUGGCUACGCUGCACCCGCAGUUACGAAAGUUGCUGCUGCUCCAGCUGUUUAUCAAUCAUAUGCUGCUCCAGCUGUCUCUAAAGUCGUGUCAUCACCAGCUGUAGUAUCAUCAUACUCCUCAGGUUCCUCAUAUUCGUCAUACUCUUCGCCAUCAGUUUACCAAUCAUAUGCUGCUCCAGCUGUAGCUAAAAUUGCUGCUGCUCCAGCAGUUUACCAAUCUUAUGCAGCUCCAGCCAUUACUAAAGUAGCAGCUGCUCCAGCUGUAUACCAAUCAUACGCUGCACCAGCCGUAUCAAAAGUAGUUGCAUCACCUGCCGUUUAUUCUUCAUAUGCUUCUCCAGCAAUCUCUUCAUCAUACUCUUCCGGUGCACAAUAUGCUUCAUAUGCCUCACCAGCUAUAUCCAAAGUAGUAAGUUCACCAGCAAUUGCCACAUACUCUGCAGGACCAGCAAUCUCAAAAGUUGUAGCUAGUCCAGCUGUAGCUACAUAUUCAUCAGGUCCAGGUAUUUCCGCAUAUUCAUCUGGACCAGCUAUUUCUGCAUAUUCAGCAAGCCCAGCUAUUUCCACAUAUUCCGCCUCACCAGCUAUCGCAUCAUAUUCAGCAUCUCCAGCUUUGGCCUCAUAUUCAACUGGCCAUGGAGCUUUCGGUGCUAGACUCUUAUCAGCACCUGCUGCAUCACUUUCAUUGACAAAAACCGUUCAAUCUGCACCUUUAUUAGCUGGUGGUGCUUAUUUAUCAAGCGCAUCAGCCGCUGGACUCAGAUUAGCUUCUGGACCAGGCAUUUACGGUCAAUAUGCUGCAUCUGCUCCCACAUUAGCCACUUAUGCUACCUCCGCACCAGUAUUAAAAGCUCAACCAGCGCUUGUCAAGUCAGUCACUGGCCAACAAUUGGAAAAUUAUGAUUUCCAUCCACGAUAUGCCUUCGAAUAUGGUGUAAAUGAUCCACACACUGGUGACAUCAAACAUCAAAAAGAAGAACGUGAUGGUGAAGUUGUUCGAGGACAAUAUUCUUUGGUUGAACCAGAUGGUACAGUAAGAACUGUUGACUACUAUGCUGAUUGGGAUAAUGGUUUCCAUGCCACAGUUACCAAAUCUGGCAAAUCAAUUCAUAAAAGUUAAAUAAUUUAAAUUGAACGAGUACCCGCCGAGUAUAUCGAACGAAACAUCUCAAUUUAGAACGAAACAAAUAUAAUAUACAUAUUUAUAUAUUUAAUCAAUUAUUAUUUCCAAUAUAAUAUAUUAUACUCAUUAAUUCGAAAUAAGUUUGACGAAUAAAAACAAAAGCAUUAAACGCUUAAUUCAAAAUGUCACAAAUUCAGAUCUCUCAUGAAAUAUGUCAAACUUUGCUACAUUUUAUGUUCUUACUCAAUUA
Molecule: messenger RNA, 2586 nt
Organism: Chrysoperla carnea
Lineage: Eukaryota; Metazoa; Arthropoda; Insecta; Neuroptera; Chrysopidae
Gene: Cpr76Bd
Product: paternally-expressed gene 3 protein
Exons: 4
Coding region: 126-2333 (735 amino acids)
Source: RefSeq, a predicted model, not a curated record